This is a messenger RNA of Eurypyga helias (sunbittern), 2024 nucleotides long. RefSeq names its product SNF related kinase (gene SNRK). The record is from RefSeq and is a predicted model, not a curated record. NCBI's taxonomy places the organism in Eukaryota, Metazoa, Chordata, Aves, Eurypygiformes, Eurypygidae. The annotation marks the transcript as partial. The transcript is spliced from 2 exons.
GGCGUUGGAAACUAACAAAUACAAUCACAUCACCGCUACUUACUUCUUGCUAGCUGAAAGGAUUCUGCGAGAAAAGCAAGAGAAGGAAAUCCAGACGAGAUCUGCAAGCCCUAGCAACAUCAAGGCUCAGUUCAGGCAGUCGUGGCCAACAAAAAUCGACGUACCCCAAGACCUGGAGGAUGACCUCACGGCUUCUCCCCUCUCCCACGCGACUGUUCCGCAGUCCCCAGCUCGCACAGCUGAGAACGUUCUCAAUGGCCACAGGAGCAAGGCCCUUGGCGAUUCGGCGAAGAAGGAAGAUAUCCCUGAAUUAGCUGGGCCGGCGCUUUCAGCCGUCCCGUCCGUCAGCCUGAAGCCCACGACAAGUGGCCGGAAGUGCUUGUUCAGAGUAGAAGAGGAUGAAGAGGAGGACGAGGAAGACAAGAAACCCAUUUCUCUUUCUACUCAAGUCGUUCUGCGCCGCAAGCCUUCGGUUACGAACCGCCUCACUUCGAGGAAGAGCGCACCGGUCCUCAACCAGAUCUUUGAGGAGGGCGAGUCCGACGACGAGUUUGACAUGGAUGAGAACUUACCCCCAAAGCUCAGCCGGUUAAAAAUGAACAUCGCUUCACCCAGCACCGUGCAUAAACGCUACCACAGGAGGAAAAGCCAAGGACGGGGCUCCAGCUGCAGUAGCUCAGAAACAAGUGACGACGACUCGGAAAGCAGGAGACGCCUGGACAAGGAUAGCGGGUUUACCUACUCCUGGCAUAGGCGGGAUAGUAGCGAAGGGCCUCCCGGCAGCCAGGGAGACGGCGGUGGGCAAAGCAAACCCAGUAACGGGAACGGAGGGGUAGACAAGACGAGCCCAAGCGGCGACAACAAAGGCGGGGGGAGUCCCUCCGGCGGCUCCAGCGGCAGCACCAACACCACGUCGGGUUCCACGCGGAGGUGCGCUGGAUCCAGCAACUCGAUGCAGCUGUCGACUAGGAGUGCGGGGGAACUGGUUGAAAGCCUGAAGCUAAUGAGCCUGUGCCUAGGUUCACAGAUUCACGGCAGCACGAAGUACAUUCUCGAGCCUCAAAACGGCCUGUCCCUUUCCAGCGUGAAGGUACAGGAGAAAUCAACGUGGAAGAUGUGUAUAAGCUCCGGCAGGAACGCGCACCAGGCGCCGUCGCUGGGCGGCCUGAAGUUUUUUUCUGACCAAAUGUCAGACGCGGCAAACGAAUUGGAGUGGAUAAAGAACACGAACUUGAAAAACAACGUGCUACAACUACCUCUCUGUGAAAAGACGAUAUCUGUGAAUAUCCAGCGGAACCCGAAGGAGGGGCUGCUGUGCACCUCCAGUCCAGCCAGCUGUUGUCACGUCAUUUGACGGCGGCCUGACCGCAACAGCUCUAUCUGCUGGACGGCGCCACCCUGGUCAGAGCUGUGGACACCUUGUCGCGGACCCCCUUUUGUUGUCUUAAGAUUUUUAAGUGGGCUUUGAGCGGUUAUUUAUUACACUUUACUUUGUCCUUGCUCGAUGGUAUGACAAUGCAUGGUCUCUGCAUGCUGCUAGCCGAUACGUUUUUAUUUUUCGACAAAACCAGGAUAUUUUAUGGUGUAAUUUUUACAUUUAUAAUUUUACUAUGGAAGAUCUGGAUUAAGUUAAAAAAAUACCUGGAUCCUAAUGUAAAUGGAGCACUUAGGAGUUUCACGUUCUGCACUUAAACUAGAGAGAGAAGCUUUUGUUUGCUUGUGAAAUGUUAAUUCUUGUUCUGACCUUCUGUGAUACACUAAACUACGUGGUAUGUGGCAUACUUCUAUGUGUCUGAAACAGAACCAAAGCAAUAAUGUUUCGAUGCUGAAAACUCUUGAGGGAGCUUUCAGAUGUUCCAAGGCUUGUACAAAGCAAAGAUGCACUGAAAAUUAGGGAUCUUGAAACACGAUUUUAAACCCGCACCUAUUUGUCUUAAGCUACGAUGCGGAUAAAGUUGUGGCUCAAAAAUCAAACUGAAAAGAUCUUGUUUCGCUACAGGCAGUUUUCCUUUAAAAAAAAAGAA